AAGGCCGUGGGCAUCGUCACCACCACGCGGGUGACCCACGCGACGCCCAGCGCUGCCUACGCCCACUCUGCCAACCGGGACUGGUACUCGGACGGAGAGAUGCCCCCGGACGCGCUGGAGGGGGGCUGCAGGGACAUCGCCCGGCAGCUGGUGGAGAACAUCCCUGACAUCGAGGUGAUCUUGGGUGGCGGGCGGAAAUAUAUGUUCCCCAAAAAUGCCAGUGAUGUGGAGUAUCCCCACGAGGACAAGCACCGGGGCACCCGCCUGGAUCGCAGGGACCUCGUCCAGGCGUGGCACGAUGCCAAGGCCCCCGGCAAGGUGGCCAAGUACGUGUGGCACCGGCGGGACCUGCUGGCGCUCAACCUCAGCCGCGUUGACUUCCUCCUGGGCCUCUUCGAGCCGGGUGACAUGAUGUACGAGCUGGACAGGAACAACGAGACGGAUCCGUCCCUCUCCGAGAUGGUGGCUGUGGCCAUCAAGAUGCUC
Merops nubicus (carmine bee-eater) is the source of this 486-nucleotide messenger RNA. RefSeq names its product alkaline phosphatase, tissue-nonspecific isozyme-like. The annotation marks the transcript as partial. The record is from RefSeq and is a predicted model, not a curated record. Lineage: Eukaryota; Metazoa; Chordata; Aves; Coraciiformes; Meropidae. Gene Ontology annotation, molecular function: alkaline phosphatase activity. The transcript is spliced from 4 exons. Gene Ontology annotation, cellular component: plasma membrane. Gene Ontology annotation, biological process: dephosphorylation.